UUUAAAAUAGAAGAAACUAGAGACGUGAACGCCAUUGGUUCUCUUCUCGUGACUCGUCGUCUCUCCUGAACUUUCCAAGACUUGAAUCACAAAACAGAAACUUGGUUAGCAAAGAGAAGAGAGAUCGGAUUUGAAGAAGUUAUGGAUGUCUCAGGGAGCUUGAAUUGCGUUGUAGUGGCGGUAGAUGGAAGCGAGGUGAGCAUGGAAGCUCUGAGGUGGGCUCUUGACAACCUCAAGCUCUCAUCGUCUUCUCCCGAUUCAUCAUUCGUCGUCCUCCAUGUCCAGCCUUCCCCUUCUGUCGCCGCCGGCGUGAGCCCCGGCACCAUCCCUUUCGGUGGUCCCAGUGGUCUGGAAGUUCCUGCUUUCACCGCUGCAAUCGAGCAACACCAGAAGCGGAUCACCGAUACCAUCCUGGAUCACGCUCGUCAAAUUUGUGCUGACAAAUCUGUGAAUGUGAAAACUCAAGUGGUUGUUGGAAAUCCCAAGGAUAAGAUCUGCGAGACUGUAGAGAAUUUGCACGCUGACCUGCUUGUCAUGGGUUCUCGGGCUUAUGGCCCUAUUAAGAGGAUGUUUCUGGGAAGUGUAAGCAACUACUGCACCAACCACGCGCACUGUCCUAUUGUGAUAAUUAAACCCAAAGAGGAUUCAUCGGAAUAAUCAGGAGAUAUGUAUAGAUGCAAAGGGAUAUCAAAACCAUCAUUUUUAAUUCUGUGAAGUUUUGUGAAGCUAAGGGAAGCAAAGCAAGAAUCUACCUGCUCACUCCCGAAGCGUUGAUGUGAAUGUAAACUAAUAAGAGCUACAGAAACAUUCAUUGGCUCUGACUCAGUGUAUAUGCGUUGUAUUCAUAUUCGUAUUCAUCGUUUUAUUAUUUAUGGUGGGGAUUGAAUAAUGUGAGUUGUUGCAUCAAUCACUAUAAAAAGACAUUUACAGAGCUA
Eutrema salsugineum is the source of this 935-nucleotide messenger RNA. RefSeq names its product universal stress protein PHOS34. The transcript is spliced from 5 exons. Lineage: Eukaryota; Viridiplantae; Streptophyta; Magnoliopsida; Brassicales; Brassicaceae. The record is from RefSeq and is a predicted model, not a curated record. Bases 142 to 657 code for a protein of 171 amino acids.